CUCCAAACAUACACCUUUAAAUAAUAAAUAAUAAUAAUCAAAUGAAAGAGUAAUUUACCAAUAUUUUACUUGGUAAAUUGUUGUUGUGUGUAGAUUCCAGACAGAGAUAACAGUGGCAAUGUUAUACCUCCAUGGAAGAGACAGAUGUUGGCCAAAAAGGCCGCCGAGAAGGCGAAGAGAGAACUCGAAGAGCAGCUACAAAAAGAAGCUGAAGCUAAAAGAUUACAAUCCAUACCACAGUGGAAAAGAAAUUUAAUCGCCAAGAAAGAAGAAACUGAAAACAAAAUAAGAUCCACAGUAUACACUCCAAAAUUACUGGACGAACCAAAGUCUCCUAAAGCCUUCGAGAUACACGAAUGCUCAAAAACAAAAGCUGCAACCUCCCAAGAGGGAAACAAGAAUAAUCAGGAUGACAACAACAACAAUAAUAACUCGGCAUUAAGUAACCCCCUGAAGCAGCAGAGUCCUGAUAGUGACGACGAAAAGAAUUUGAUUCCUUGGAGGGCGCAGUUGAAAAAGACGAACAGUACGUUAAACCUUUUGGAGUAAGUAACUUUUGAAAAAUUAAUUAAGUAACGAAAAAUCAAUUUGUUUUAACACUUAAAUAACAGCAAGUUUAUUAUUUUUCGUAAGCUUUUUUCUU
This is a messenger RNA of Agrilus planipennis (emerald ash borer), 643 nucleotides long. RefSeq names its product homeotic protein deformed-like. Lineage: Eukaryota; Metazoa; Arthropoda; Insecta; Coleoptera; Buprestidae. Bases 145 to 549 code for a protein of 134 amino acids. The record is from RefSeq and is a predicted model, not a curated record. The transcript has 2 exons.